Molecule: messenger RNA, 1110 nt
Organism: Rubroshorea leprosula
Lineage: Eukaryota; Viridiplantae; Streptophyta; Magnoliopsida; Malvales; Dipterocarpaceae
Source: the annotation of a GenBank genome assembly
AGUAAUUAUAAUGUUUCUCUAUUCCUUGGAAAGAAAUAUCAAAUAAUAUGAGUCAUUUAACUCUUUCAGUGCUCCCUUGUUGCUUAAGUUUCAAAAAUUCGUGGGCAGCAUAAUCUACUAUUUUUAAGCUCUAUUAUAACUAGAGGGGCUAUUGUAAAGUUAACAUUGCUUCUUUGGUAUUUCUUAGUGGAAAAUAUAUUGUUCAAACUCUGAAAGUUAAUUCAAGCGUGUCUCAUGUCUGACUUUUUUGUGGCUGAUCAAACAUGUCUGACAUCUAUUCUUUUUAAAUCAUUGAUGAAAGUGGGUUCGGCACUAGAAUAAAAGAGAUUUUAAUUUUUUUUCCUUCUUUUUAUUUGGAAAGGGUUUCUUUCAUCUCAAGUUUCUACUCUAGUAGUUGGAAUGUAGCAUAGACAGACGGUGUGGUAUUUCCAUUUUCUUACAGUUGUUGUAGUGUACAUUAGCACUUGCCUCAUUUAUGUUUACGCAUGUAUUUAGAACUAUUAUUUUUUAGUCACGAAGGCUUCCAUAUCUGGAACUUCAUGAACUUUUCGGUAUUUCACCCUCAGCUCCUCUAUUCCUUAGUAUUUGAAGGAGUUGCAUUUAACUACUUGACCCUGCUUUCAAAAAUUAUAUUGCAUUACAUCUCUUGCUUUAUCAUUUUCAUGGAUUGCUGUUUUAUUGCCUUCUUCACAGUCUCCUCUACCGUGUUUAAUUGUUUCUCUGUUUUCUGUCUUCAAAAGAACAAAACAAUGCAGCUAACUGGCUUCCUUCUUGCUGACAUUUUCAUUGCAGACUCAUUUUCAUCUUUUUUGCGAGUUUGAAUGCAACAACUUCAGCGCAUAUCGUAAAAUGUCUAACUCUUCAGCACCUCCUUCACCAGAAUCACCACAGCUUCUCCUUUAGACUUUGCUGGAGGUUCUGCAAUAUCAAGGUUACAUCUAACGUGGACGUCAUCUUUCAAAGAGCUGGCAUUUCUAACAACUACGUGCUUUUGCUUAUUUUUAAUCUUCUACAGCUCCCCGGAGCUUAGGACUUGGCUACUUGGUCAUCAAAGUAAUUGAUGCAGUUUACUGGGUACUCUGUUAGUCCACAGUGGCAUUGUCUCAAAAA